This is a messenger RNA of Pseudovirgaria hyperparasitica, 1804 nucleotides long. RefSeq lists its product as uncharacterized. Lineage: Eukaryota; Fungi; Ascomycota; Dothideomycetes; Acrospermales; Acrospermaceae. The record is from RefSeq and is a predicted model, not a curated record. The coding region runs from base 94 to 1638 and encodes 514 amino acids. The transcript is spliced from 2 exons.
GGGAGCUGGUGUGAUCAGGCGAGGAAGAGCAAGAUUCUGGAGAGGCUUGAGAUGGUUGUUGAGCAAUACACGCUGAAAGCUUGAUGUGAGGCUAUGGAGCCACUUCAGCUCACCUCAGCCGAUGGCACGACGAAAGACCCAACAUCUGCCCCAGAAAUUGAUGAUCCAAAAGUCAAAGCGACUAAAAGCGAGAAGUUGAAGCCUGCGUCCAAACUGCCUCAAUCGUCGCUGGAGAAGCCACUUGAACAGCGCUACUACUAUGGACAUCUCAAAGAUCUGGCAGUGACACUCAAGGGCGAUAUUGACGAAGUGGAAAAGUGGGUUACUUCGGAUGUUACCAUGGCAAUCGUCAGGCAAUGGAAGCUCGAUGCGUUCGACGUAGCCCCUGCGGCAGCAUAUCAGUUGAAAGAAUCUCAGUACUGUUUCAUCGAAUUCCUUUCGUCAUUAUGGGAGACUCGGUUCGUGUACAGGACGUCUAACAAGCCCUCCUCGCCGGAAUCUGAUGCUGGAAAGUUAUUGGUCAUGACAGCCUUGGCUUGUCAUCGCUUGCAUCGCAAGUAUCCCCGAAAGCUUCUCUGUGAGUCCAGCAUCCCGCGGACGUAUGGUCCCGUCUUCUUCAUUGCGCUCAAAGAGUUCAUCGGAUCCAAGAAUCGACGGUGGAUACGAAAUAUGAUCAAUGCAGUGGAGAAGAAACACAAGAAAAGGACUUUGGCGUCGGAGAUCUCAGAGUGCUGUGAUCCACUCGAGUAUGAGAUUGCUCAUAUACAUGCUUCUCCGAUGGUCAGCAUUGCAGACAAGCAGUCACAGACACACGAUACUCCUCAAUCGGUGCUAUCUGCACCUUCAACAGUUCUGAUGGCCAAGACAGACCCCAAUCCACCCGUUGACAACAUGAAUGACGAAAUGCAGCGGCCAAGCAAGCGCCAAAAGCUGUCCACCACAUCUGCCUCACUUGUGGAGACGUCGAAUGGCAAUCAUGAACCAGACGAAGACUGGAGCGCAAACGCCUGGACCGAGAUGUACAUGUCGAUCGAAAGUCUGAUAAGCGACCAAGCCCACGCGCGAGCGAAAGAGCGAUUUCGAAAUUCACAGCUCACGAUGCCAGCAGGUCCAGCAGCGUUUGUAAGAAGGGAUAGUGCCUGUGCUGUCACGGUGAUGAGACGGAGCGUCAAAGCAGGGGACUCCCGGAAGUCCAAGUCGGAGCUCAUGCGAGAGCUGACCGAAUCGAUCAUCGAGAAUGAGCAGAUGGAGGCGGAGAGGCGGGAUGCUAGGGCGGAGCUGGAGAAUGUGAAGGCGGCAUGGAGUUGCGCAGAGGUGAUGCUGAGUGCGGCGGAGGCUCAGAAGGUGAAGAGGGAUCUGGACUUGGGCUAUUUGGAGGAGAAGGUGGAUGUCUUGGGCAUCUUGAAUAAUACUCUCAGGGAGAAUUUGAGUGUCAAGGAAGAGGCUUGGAAGGGUGCUGAGGAGAGGGUGAAGGUUGAGAGGGCUGGGAGAAAGAGUGCUGAGGAUGCGUUGAGAGGUCUGCGUGAAGUAGUGUUUGCUAUGGGUGGAGAGUUGCAAAUGCUUGUGAAGCCAGGUAUCGCCGUGGAAGUGACCUCAGGAGAACGAGACUUAGGAGUAAUAAGCCCGCCAGUCACAUGAUGGAGAUUUCCAUAGAGUUUCUCGCGAUGAGGGCUGGAUGUUAGGUAUAACGGGAUGCUUGGUACUGGCCUAUGUCAGAUAUGAGUGACGGGGAAAGGAGGAAGGGGGGUUGGUCAUGUCGAUUUUUUCCAGUCAUCUCAAUCUCUCCCAUUUACCUGUUCUUCCC